AUGGUGGUCAUGGCGGGGGUCACGGAGGUGGACAUCAUCAUGGCGGUCACGGCGGUGGACAUUCUCACGGCGGUCAUGGUGGUCAUGGCGGCGGUCACGGAGGUGGACAUCAUCAUGGCGGUCACGGUGGUGGACAUUCUCACGGCGGUCAUGGUGGUCAUGGCGGCGGUCACGGAGGUGGACAUCAUCAUGGUGGUCACGGUGGUGGACAUUCUCACGGCGGUCAUGGUGGUCAUGGCGGGGGUCAAGGAGGUGGACAUCAUCAUGGUGGUCACGGUGGUGGACAUUCUCACGGCGGUCAUGGUGGUCAUGGCGGCGGUCACGGAGGUGGACACCAUCAUGGCGGUCAUGGCGGUCACUGGGGUGGACAUUCCCAUAGUGGUCAUGGAGGUGGACAUUCGGGUGGUGGUUGGGGAGGCCGCUGAUGAUAAGAUUAUCUAUCAAUGGAAUAGUUGAUGAGCUAGUUCUUAGCGCCCGGUUACUAUGAUUACCAAUGAAAUCAGAGUGGCUAUUUUUACCCUGUUCCCAUGCGGCUUCAUCUGCAAAUAAAUUAUCUUUUC
Messenger RNA from Dicrocoelium dendriticum, 560 nucleotides. The record is from the annotation of a GenBank genome assembly. Lineage: Eukaryota; Metazoa; Platyhelminthes; Trematoda; Plagiorchiida; Dicrocoeliidae.